UAACCCUUUUUAAAUUAGCCUAUCUUCUACCCAGAGGUCUAAUCUACACACAAACAUUCAUUUUUAUAUAUAAACAUAAGAAUGGGCUGAGACAAUGGUCAAACGACCGAUAUUGGCCGCGUCUCCUUCAGUAACGAUGGCGUUACGCGAGUGGAUGUACUCGUCUGAUCGUAACUUCGACUGAUUGAAACGAAUGAGAUUGAGACGCUCCAUUAAUAUUCAAAUUAAAAAAAAAUAAUAAUAAAUAAAUAUUAUUCUCAACUCCUAUAACUCAUAGGUUAGGUUAGGUCAACCAUUAAUAAACCAAAAUUUCUAUCAUAAAUCUCAAAACUCCUGCUUUAGCACCUACCGGGGGUGAUCAAUUCCCUUUUUAAAUUACCCUAUGACAUUCGCAAAAAACGUGGCUUUCUAUUGGUGAAAGAAUUUUCGAAAUCGGUUCGGUAGUUCCAGAGAUUACUUUCUACAACGGUAACUAACAACUCCUCUUAUUAUAAUAGUAUAGAUAUAGAUAUAGAUAAAUAUAUCUGCCUUGGAAACGACGUAAUUUUAGGAAAAACAAAUAGUUAGUUGUAGAUAUGCAAUAAAUCAAUAAUGCCAGACUUUAAUAAUAUUUAAUCUUUGCAACGGAAAUAACGGUGACAUUUCCAAUUAGUGAUAAUAAAUCAUUCGAAUGAAAGAUCUCACAUCUAGCUGGAUGACGCAUAUGGGUCAAAAAAAUUACCAAUGUGACGUGUGCGACAAGUUAUUCAUCUAUAAAAGCCAAAUGACAGUACACCAACGAACCCACACUGGAGAGAAACCGUACGCAUGCGACAUAUGCGAUAAGUCAUUUAGUGGCAGUAGCAAUUUAAUUCAGCACCGUCGAAUUCAUACUGGAGAGAAACCGUUUCUAUGUGACAUAUGCGAUAAGUCAUUCAGCGAUAGUGGAGGUUUGACAAAGCAUCGGCGUACGCACACAGGAGAGAAACCGUACCCUUGCGACAUAUGCGAUAAGUCAUUUAGUGUCAGUAGCAGUUUAAUUCAGCACCGUCGAAUUCAUACUGGAGAGAAACCGUUUCUAUGUGACAUAUGCGAUAAGUCAUUCAGCGAUAGUGGAGGUUUGACAAAGCAUCGGCGUACGCACACAGGAGAGAAACCGUACACUUGCGACAUAUGUGAUAAGUCGUUUAGUGUUAAGAGCAGUUUAAUUCAGCAUCGUCGAAUUCAUACUGGAGAGAAACCGUUUCCAUGUGACAUAUGCGAUAAGUCAUUCAGCGAUAGUGGAGGUUUGACAAAGCAUCGGCGUACGCACACAGGAGAGAAACCGUACCCUUGCGACAUAUGUGAUAAGUGGUUUAGUGUUAAUAGCAGUUUAAUUCAGCACCGUCGAAUUCAUACUGGAGAGAAACCGUACGCUUGCGACGUAUGUGAGAAGUCUUUUAGUCAAAGUGCCCAUCUGACGAAACACCGGCGGGCGCACACUGGAGAGAAACCUUACCCGUGCGAUGUAUGCGAAAAGUCAUUCAGCGAUAAUGGAAGUUUGACUAUACACUGGCGUACGCACACUGGAGAAAAACCGUUUCCAUGUGAUAUAUGUGACAAGUCGUUUAGUGUUAAUAGCAGUUUAAUUCAGCACCGUCGAAUUCAUACUGGAGAGAAACCGUACAGUUGCGACGUAUGUGAGAAGUCUUUUAGUCAAAGUUCCCAUCUGACGAAACACCGGCGGGCGCACACUGGAGAGAAACCGUACGCAUGUGACAUAUGCGAUAAGUCAUUCAGCGAUAGUGGAGGUUUGACAAAGCAUCGGCGUACGCACACAGGAGAGAAACCGUACCCUUGCGACAUAUGUGAUAAGUCGUUUAGUGUUAAUAGCAGUUUAAUUCAGCAUCGUCGAAUUCAUACUGGAGAGAAACCGUUUCCAUGUGACAUAUGCGAUAAGUCAUUCAGACAUAGUGGAGGUUUGACGAAGCAUCGGCGGACGCACACCGGAGGGAAACCUUACACGUGUGGUGUUUGCGACAAAUCGUUCAGUGCAAGCGAAAAUUUGGCGAAACACCGGCGUACGCAGACAGGAGAGAAACUGUACGCAUGCGAUGUAUGUGAAAAGUCAUUCAGCGAUAAAGGAAGUUUGACGAUGCAUUUGCAGACGCAUAGUGGAAAGAAACAGUUCCCAUGUGACACACCUAUGUGAAAAGUCAUUCAACACAACCGGACAACUCACGGUACAUCGAAGAACGCACACUGGAGAGAACCCGUACCUGUGUGAUGUUUGCAACCUCGUUCGGUCAAAAUAUCCAACUAACGAAUCACCUAUGAAUACAUACAUGGCCACAUGACUACAUGAGAGACAAAUGGCCAGAUAUUAGAAAUAAUAAUAUGUCCCUCGCUCUGUAUUUACAGAUGUUAAAUUUGGUUAUCGUAUUAUGAUCACUAGUUCAUUAAAAAA
This is a messenger RNA of Acyrthosiphon pisum (pea aphid), 2425 nucleotides long. Its product is annotated as zinc finger protein 271-like. Gene Ontology annotation, biological process: regulation of transcription by RNA polymerase II. Gene Ontology annotation, molecular function: RNA polymerase II cis-regulatory region sequence-specific DNA binding; DNA-binding transcription factor activity, RNA polymerase II-specific. The transcript has a single exon. The record is from RefSeq and is a predicted model, not a curated record. Bases 671 to 2170 code for a protein of 499 amino acids. Lineage: Eukaryota; Metazoa; Arthropoda; Insecta; Hemiptera; Aphididae.